Molecule: messenger RNA, 1017 nt
Organism: Naegleria gruberi
Lineage: Eukaryota; Heterolobosea; Eutetramitea; Acrasida; Naegleriidae
Exons: 1
Coding region: 1-1017 (338 amino acids)
Source: RefSeq, a predicted model, not a curated record
AUGCACGCACUCAGUCUAAUAACAAUUCUUGAUCAUUUGAUUUGUUAUUCAGAUGAUGAAUCAAUAUAUAAAUUAUCACAAUGUUCAAAAGAUUGUCAUGAAUCAAUUCAUCAAAUUAAAAGACGUCAAUUAUUUAAAUUAAUCAAGGAUGGAAAUAUUCUUCAUAAUCAACACUUGAGAUCAAUUGAAAAUAUUGAAUCAGUACAUAAUGAAGAAACGUUAAAAUUGUUAGAAAUGAUUAAAAGGAAAGAAGACGAAUUGAAAAUUAUUUUGCCUUCCUAUUUGAAGGAAUUUAUUUUAAUUUGUGGAGAUUUAGAUUGUAGAUUUACUCCACAUUUAAAUGGAUAUUAUUCCUCACAUCCUUGUUACAGUUUUAUUCCCUUCCAAGAAUGGGAAUUUUUAAAAACUCAUUUUCUGAAAAUUCCAUCAAGAACAGAAAUUGAAAAGAAAUUUAAAGCUCACCAAAGAGAUUCUUUAGUUAUUGUUGGAUAUGAUCCAAUUACUCAUUGUUGUUUAUUAUUAGAAUCUAAUAGUGGUUUAUUGUACGAAUUUGGAAGGAACGAAUUAACUAAAUUUGGAAGUUUAUUUGAAUGGUAUACAAAAUUAAAUAGUAACAAAACAUUUAAACAUUCUAUAAAUAAUAAUCAUCAUUUGAAUCAAUUACAACAUCCUGUUACAACAGUGGAAUCAGCAAUUAAAUUAUUAAAAUUCAAAUCAGGAGAUUACUCACAAAUUUAUAAAUAUUUACCAAUUGAUUUUAAAAAGAAUGAACAACUAAUUAUGGAAGUAAUGAAAUCUGGAUAUGUAGAAAAAUAUAUUCCUUUCAAAUAUAAAGAUAAUGCAGAUUUCAUGUUACAAUACAUUAAACAAAAUUUAGAUGCUUUCCAAAUUUGUUCAGCCAGAUUAAGAUAUGAUAUUGACUUUGUAAAGAGAGUUUUUGAAAUUAAUCCAAAAAUUAUUUAUCAAAAUAAUUCAAGAGAAUGGAAUUUCAAAGUUAAACCUUUUAUUGAUGUAUAA